AUGGGGCAGUCGCUGGUAAAGUGUGCAUGGAGAAAUGGCGAGGAGUCUCAUUUCGACUUCAGCCCCAACAUGUAUGCACCCCGGGAACAGGAGAAAAGGAAGGCGGCGUCGCAGGAGCGGGAGGCCAAGGAGACCGAGAGAAAAAGGCGCAGGGCUGGCGGGGCCCGACGGAGUCCCCUAGGUCAGCCCCGCCCAGAGCCCCGGAACGCCCUUCGGGCGGCCCAACCAACAGGGUUCCCAGUUUUCUCCAGACCAGAGCGCUUCGGACAGGUGGGGCGAGUGCCCCGUCCAUCCGCGCUCCCGCAGAGUGACCCAGGGGUGGCAUGGGCGGGGCCCUGGGGAGGUAGGAGACCAGGGCCCCCUAGCUACGAGGCUCACCUGAUGCUGAGAGGCGCUGCAGGCUCAGCCCCAAGACGCCGCUGGGACCGGCCGCCACCCUAUGUGGCUCCACCUUCUUAUGAAGGCCCUCACAGGACCCUGGGGACUAAGCGAGGCCCCGAGCUCUCCCGGGCGUCCACCUCGUCAGCCCCAGUUCCAGCCACCGCCAGGACAGAGGGAGGGCGUACGAAGAAGAGGCUGGAUCCUCGAAUCUACCGGGAUGUUCUAGGGGCUUGGGGUCUCAGACAGGGUCGGGGACUCUUAGGAGGAGCUCCAGGCUGUGCAGCGGCCAGAGCCGGGUCAGAGUCCUGCAAAGGGGCGAUAGAGAAAAGCUCGGGCCUAGCUGCUGCUGGCCUGAACAGUGGUGGUUACAGCCAUCCCCAAGCCAAAGCGACUGGCAGUCCAGACACGGAGGCAGCUCCCGCUGGGUCUACGAUCCACAGCCCACCAUGUCCUGCUCCUAGGUCCAGGCAGCACCUCAAGGGCUCCAGGGAAGGGAAAGAAGGAAGUGAACAUAUUUGGCUUCCUAAGUGUUGGCUUUCCUCCCCUAAGAAGCCUCCAGUUAGGCAUAGCCAGACUCUCCCCAGACCCUGGGCUCCUGGAGGCACCGGGUGGAGAGAAUCCCUUGGUCAAAGAGAGGGGACAGAACAUGAGACCCUGGAAGUUUGGAAGGCGACCCGCCGCGCCCACACCCUGCCCCGCAGUUCCCGAGGCCCCUCUCGUAGAGACGGCAUCUUUGUCAUUGAUGCCACGUGCGUGGUGAUAAAGUCCCAGUAUGUUCCGACCCCUCGAACCCAGCAGGUGCAGCGCUUGCCCUCUAGGGAGCCAAGCAUUGUGAGCGACAGCCCCAGGCAACCCAAGCCCUGCCAGGAGGAGGGUGAGGGGGUCACUGCCAAUCCCUCAGCUUGUCAAAAGCUACCAUUGAGCAGUGGCAUCUCCAACCAGGCGGGUGGGGGGAGCGAGUGCGAAGCCGAGAGAGGAGAGCAGGGGGAUUCUACACGGGAGGACCGCACCUCCCGCAUUUUAGGGUUCCCUGUCGGCGAAGUGACCCUACGAGACGUCGUCCACACGCAGCCAGGUAGCCCUGAGCACCCAACCUUAGGCCCAGCGGCUCCGGGAUGCGCGGGCAGCUUGAAGGGCUCAGAAGCGGCUGGGGUCCUGCGGCGGGGCGGGGGCUGGGCGCGGACUCCAGGACCCUACGCCGGGGCAUUGCGGGAAGCCGUGUCCCGUAUCCGCCGCCACACUGCCCCGGAUUCGGACUCAGAUGAAGCUGAGGAGCUGAGCGUCCAUAGUGGCUCCUCUGAUGGAAGCGACACAGACGCCCCAGGCGCCUCCUGGCGGAAUGAGAUGACCCUGCCUGCGGUUGGAAACACCCGGCCCAGGGAAGGCGGGAAGACAGCCAAGCCGAGUGACAGUAUCCGGGAGGUUCUAGAUGUCAUUAGUCAAACUGAGGAAGAAGGCCUCUUCGGAGAGGACAUCAGGAAAACACCACAGGGGAAAAGAGAGAGAGAGUGAGCGAUGCCCCUUUUUGUUCUCAUGUGGCUCAGCCCACCCUUGGGCUCACCUUUCUCCUUUACUCUCUACAGGCUUCGUUUGCUUCCCUUUUCUUCUUUCCCCACCUACACCUGUUCCCACACUUGAAACAGAGGAAAGGAGAGGAGAGAGAGGCCAGGCAGCACUCGCCAAUCCAAGAAUUAGCUUCAGGGGAGAUGAGAGUAGGAUUCAACCUCUGCUUCAUUCAGCACUUCGAAGAACUGAGCAGAGGCAGUCAUAGGUCAGGGUCCCUGGUAGGAGAAAAAAAGUA
Cricetulus griseus (Chinese hamster) is the source of this 2182-nucleotide messenger RNA. NCBI's taxonomy places the organism in Eukaryota, Metazoa, Chordata, Mammalia, Rodentia, Cricetidae. The record is from RefSeq and is a predicted model, not a curated record.